AUUAUGUUAACUUAUGCCUAUAAUCAUGAAACAUUUAACAAUCAUGAGGAAUUGUCUUUAGUCAAUGUAAAUUUGAUCUAAAUAUUUUAGCAUCAAUUAAUUCUAUAAGCAAUUUCUGAUAUGCCAUUAUAAUUGUAAUAGAAGGAAAAAACUCUUUAAAUGGAGAAUACAAAAUUAAAAAACGAAAAUAUCGAGCUAUAAUCAUAAGUAAAUAAAUUAGAAAACAAACACCAGGAAUUGAUUAAUGAAGUAAAAUAAUAAUAUAUCUUAAGAUUUAAGAUCUGAGAUAGUUAGUGAAAAGAGUAUAUUAGGAAGGGGAAGUAUAGAUUUAGUAUUAAAAGUAAAAAAAUGUAAAAUUUAAUAUAAUUCUAAGAAAAAAUUAGAGUACAAUAAUGAAAGUUUAACAAAGGCUUUGGUGAAUUUGUAAAAUAAUUUAGAUACUUUUGCUUAAUUAAAAAAUUUAUCCAGUUUUCUUAAUGACAAUAAUGAAAUUUAAGAGGAGAUUUGA
Molecule: messenger RNA, 508 nt
Organism: Paramecium sonneborni
Lineage: Eukaryota; Ciliophora; Oligohymenophorea; Peniculida; Parameciidae
Source: the annotation of a GenBank genome assembly